This is a messenger RNA of Podarcis lilfordi (Lilford's wall lizard), 8237 nucleotides long. The record is from the annotation of a GenBank genome assembly. Lineage: Eukaryota; Metazoa; Chordata; Lepidosauria; Squamata; Lacertidae.
GGGACACAUAAGAGGUUUGGGGGCUCAGAGGGAAGAUUCCUCAAUCAACAAAGGAGAGCGAUCUGCAGCCGCACUCGGGGGGCGCGUUGGGUGAGUCAGAGGCGCAAAAAUAAUUGCAGGGGGGAAAGGCAGAGGGCAAAAGUUUCGUAUAAGGGGAGGGGGACCGAAUGCUUUGAAGAAAUCAGAGAUCUGGUUCAUUUUCUCUUGGAGUUUUCUCCUUUUUUUGUAAUUACAAUGGAUUUCUGAUUUCAUCGUUCCUUUUCAAUCCCGUCCUUUCUUUUAUUCCUCAUCUAAUGUUACUAAGGAAAGUGUCAACCCUGCACGUUUUCUACAGAAAACACCUGCAUUUCCCACAGGGAAAACAUAAUAUGUGGACGUUAUGUCUGUAUGCACAUGUAUCUUUAUAUAAACACCUGCUGGAAGAGACUCUGGCUCCCAUCCUCUUCCCCAAAUAGGCACACAUGGGCAAUUAAAGGUUUUGUGGGCACUUGUACAUUUUGUCCAUGUUUUCGCCGCAGGAAAGGUCUUCUCCCAUUCUGGAUUCUGCAUGCUGCAGGUUGUGUUCUGUCUCUCAAAAUUCCUUUUGCCACAUGUUGUCAUAGGUUCAAUUUAGGGUGAUCAAAGAGUGGGUUUCUUUUAUUUUUUAAAAUAAUAAAAUUCCCCUGCCCCCCCCCACCUCUGCCAAUCUGUGAACGGCAUGAAUUCUUCAAAUAAUUCCAAAUUCAUGCUAGCAAUUGUAGGAUACAGAGGUUGAGCAUCUGUAGUGACUGUGGUGUGAUUACCAUGUGCUUUUGAGGUGUGAAGAUUCUGUGAGCAUAGAGGAGAACGAUCUCUUUUCCAUUAACCCUGUUUUCCAUCUGCACGGAGAACCAAAGUUCACUGUGAGAUUGCCUUUCUAUAUAUGGUAGGAAUAUGCCAUGCGGAUCCAUUGACCUGUAUAGCUGUGAGUGACAGAUGCAGUGAGAUUAAGCAAGGAGGGCAUUGCAAUCUGGUAGAAACAAUAGAAGCCGUUUCUGGUGAAUUGUAACUUUUGCAGUUACAACAUCCAAGGACUGGGUGAGGUUUAUAACGCUUCUGCUUCCCCUGCAAUCUGCCACUGCAGCCAGAGGCUGUGAGAGAUGUCAGCAGCCUAGUGAGGGAGUCCUGGCCUAUGAGGAACUAUUCUCUGAUUCCUUCGCCAUCCAUUUCCAGGUCAGGAGAUUCAACAAAUUCAGCAGCAGAGUAGCACUAGAAACAUUUGAGAGCCAGGGGACUCUUAUAUGUAGUAUACACAGUUCUUAUGCUUUGUUUGAAGACGUAUUUCAAGACGUAUUUCAAGAUGUAUUUCAAACAAGUACUAAAAUAAGAAAUCUGCUAUAUAAGAAAUGCUAAAAAUAAUAGAAUCAUAGAACUGGAAGGAACCCUGAGGGUCAUCUAGUCCAAUCCCCUGCAAUGCGGUAAUCUUUUACCCAACAUGGGGCUCGAACCCACAACCCUGAGAUUCGCAGUCUCAUGCUCUACCAACUGAACUAUCCCAGCUUCUUUUUUAAAACAAUGUGAGUGAUUGAAAUAAUUUAUUUCUAUUUAUACCACAUUUCUGUCUCCUUUUUUCAGUCUGCAGUGAUGGGAUGUUUGGGUCCCCUCCCCCACACCAUGGGAAGUGAGCUCUAGACAACUGGAGCCACCACCAAGAAAGCCCUGCCCCAGAUUUGGACCCACAGAGAAAAGACCAUAAACUGUGCUUCUGAGCCAGAUCUGUGACCAACUGCAAAGUUCUAUUAAUAUUUCAGAGGUGGGAAACCUGUGGUGGCUCUCUGGAGUCUAGGGCUGAUGUCAGUUGUGGUCCUGCAACACCUGGAAUGCCACAGGUUCCCCCAUCCCUGAUGUAUAUCUUUAUCUGAAAGAGCAAGUUUUCCUCUGGGUCACCUUGGUACAGGAAUUGAGCUGCUUGGUGCAGAAUUUGCACACUAACCCUGCUCAUUUACCAAGGCAAGAAUGUGAGCUUAGUUUUUUGAUUCCUUUCAUUCUCGUUGCCUGCAGACCAUGUGUGAGGGAUAUGCUGCUCCUUUAAUGAAAGAAGAAAAUGGCCACCCCGAUUCCAGAUUCCAGGAGAUCUUCAGUGGUACCUUGUGCCUGUCUCUCAGUGAGGUGCAUCAGUGCGAUGAGGAACGUCAUCCUACAGUUGUGACUGCACACCAUUCCCAGCAACGUGGGCGUUUCAGUCAAUAUGUACGGGAGAUGCUAUGAGGGUAGUUGCUGUGCUGAGAGCAAACACCUUAUUGAUGGUUUGGAAGGUGGUGGGGAUACCCGAUACCUAGCUGGGUUACAAAAUGUACCCAAACAAGACGUCCGUAGCAGGUGUCGUGAUGGCUUGGAUGCUGAAGGAGAACAGAGAUCCCACCCAGAGUUGGACGUUGAUGAGUUCAAGAAAAUAAUCAAGUUGCACUCAAACACAGAAUGUAAGCAAACUUGUGGCAGCAACUGGAAUGAUCCUCCACAAGCCAAUGGGGAUUUAGAUGGGGCGAAUGAUUUGCAUGUCUAUCUAGAUGAGGAGGGUGCCCAGAAUUUGUCUUCUGAUGUGGACGGUGACAUUAACCAAGAUACGGGUAGAAGCCCUAAUCAAGCUUUCCACACAGAUGUGGAAGGAACCCGAAGUGUCUCUCCAGAGGUGGAGGGGGAAGCAGAUGGAGAUUCCGCCGAGGACUUUGUUUCUGAUGUGGACGAUGGAGAGGACAGUGUUCUCUGCUUGGAUGUCAGCGAUGGUGACCGAGACUUCAACAUUAGCACCAGUCAACGGGACGUCAACCGCGAAUCGUCCCUCACGGCCACCUCGCCCGUUUCUCCUUCUGCGCCUGACAAACCGUACAGGUGCCCCGAAUGUGGGAAAUGCUUUGGCACCAGCUCCAUCUUGGGCCAGCACCGCCGUAUCCACAGCGGAGAGAAGCCCUACAAGUGCGCCGCCUGCGGCAAAUGCUUCACCCGGGGCUCGACCUUCCUCCAGCACCAGCGGACGCACACGGGCGAGAAACCAUACAAAUGCCCCGAUUGCGGCAGGUGCUUCGGCCGGAGCUCCAACCUCAUUCAGCACCAGCGGGUCCACACGGGGGAGAGACCCUACAACUGCGGCACCUGCGGAAAGUCCUUUUCCCUCAGCUCCACCCUUAUCCAGCAUCAGAUCAUCCACACGGGAGAGAAACCGUACAAAUGCCCCGAUUGUGGCAAGUGCUUCAACCGCAACUCCAACUUGCUGAACCACCGGCGGGUGCACACCGGAGAGCGCCCCUUCGCCUGCCGCGCCUGCGGCAAGACGUUUUCCGAGAGCUCCUCCCUCACCCAGCACCAGCGGACCCACACCGGGGAGCGCCCUUUCCGGUGCAAGGAAUGUGGCAAGUCCUUUUCGCUCAGCUCCACUCUGAUCCAGCACUACGUCACCCACACCGGGGAGAAGCCUUAUGAGUGCAUGGACUGCGGCAAGUCCUUUGGCCUCAGCUCCACCCUGCUGCGCCACCAGAGGGUCCACACCGGAGAAAAGCCCUUCGAGUGCCAGGACUGCGGGAAGACCUUCGGCGUCAGUUCGCACUUCUUGCAGCACCGCCGAGUCCACACGGGUGAACGCCCCUUCCGCUGCCCAGAUUGCGGGCGCACCUUUAGCCAGAGGGCACAUUUGGCACUGCAUCAAAAGACCCACCAAAAUGGGGCGGCCCCGCAGCUCCGCCACCAAACCCUCUACAUCUGCAGCGACUGUGGGAAGAGCUUCCGGCAGAGCUCGCACUUGGCGCAACACCAGAGGGUCCACACCGGCGAGAGGCCGUACCGAUGCGAGGACUGUGGGCACGGCUUCUCCCAGAGUUCGAAGCUGCUGGAGCACCAGCGGGUCCACACUGGCGAGAGGCCGUACGCUUGCAAGGAUUGUGGGCGCCGUUUCGGGCACAGCUCGGCGCUGUCGCAGCACCGGCGCAUCCACACCGGCGAGAGGCCGUACCAGUGCCCACGCUGCGAGAAGGCUUUCUGCCAGAGCUCGGCUCUCAUGCAACACCAGCGUAUCCACACCGGGGAAUUGCCGUACGCGUGCCAGGAAUGCGGGAAGCGCUUCCGAUACCUCCUGCAGUACACGCGGCACCAAAAGGCGCAUUUCAGGGGAGGGGCCUCAGCUGCUGGUCUUGCAGGAGAAGCAGCUACAUUAGCAAAGAAGAACAAGUUGGUACCUUCAGCAGGGGAUGAGACUUGAAUGGCGAAUGGUUCUUUCACAGUGGAACAUGGAGUAUGACUAAUUUGGCAUGAGGCUGAGUGGAAUAGCAGAGGCUUAUAAGGUGGAGGGAAUUCUGAGGAAAUGAUGGUGGGCAAAAAUGGUACUUAGGUCCUGUAGCAUCAUAAUGCUGCUUUGGAGAAUGGUGUGGCAGAGGGAGUGGGGCAGCUGUUUCAUAAGUGGCGUGGCCAUUUUGAAUUAUAGAAGGUGUGGAUACGGAAAUUAGGGUCAGAAGAAAGCAGGCUCAUGUAGUAGAGCAAACAUUUUCAGCAGGGGGCUGGCCCACUGUCCCUCAGACCUUGUGAGGGGCCAGACUAUAUUUUGAAAAAAAAGAAGAACGAAUUCCCAUGCCCCACAAAUAACCCAGAGAUGCAUUUUAAAUAAAAGGACACAUUCUACUCAUGUAAAAACAUGCUGAUUCCUGGACCGUCCUAGGGCUGGAUUUAGAAGGCGAUUGGGCCCUGGGCCUUAGUUUGCCUACCCAUGGUGUAGAGGAAAAGGAAAAUCCUGUGUGAGGGACAUUUUAAAUAGGUGGAAAGUUGAAGACAAAAAUAUUCUCCUCAUAACCUCUUGUAUGUUUGUCUUCAGGGAACAUCUUUUUUCCUCAGAAAUGCUCCCUAAUAUUAACAUGUGUGUACAAGAGGCAGAAGAGGAAAUGUUCCUCUUUGGAGGCACUCUUCCCUCCAAUAAUCCUGUCAUUUUUACUGUCACUGAUUUCUUCAUUGCCCUUCUAGAGCACUUCCAUCUAUAAGUAGGACAUGACAUCUCCAAUUAAUUCCUGUUCCAAGAUAUAAAACCUCCGAUUUAUUUAUUUUUAAUCAACUUAGGGGGAAAUCGCUGAGGAAAAUGGAAAACUGCUGCAGUAGUUCGUGGCAUUCAGAGCUAAAUGUAAAAUGUAAAUGUAAAAAUACAUAGGUCCCGCUAUCCAAAUACUCAUUUGAAAAUUCACUUAUCCCAAAAUGAGGAAUUUGUACCCAAACUCGUCAUACACACUGCAGAUUCAGGUAGCCAAACAGCCAGACCUGUGUGCAGAACAAAGUUGCCUUAAACGAGUCUUACUUUUUUUGUGUUUUGCUGGUCCGUGGUUGUUUUGCCAGAAACCAUGGUGGCAGGGGAGAAAAAAAGGGGGAGAAAUCAGACAAAUAUUUGCCUUUUGUAGGAUUUCAGAGGGUUUUCCUGUUUUUUUCUUUUUGUUCUUUUGUAAUUUUGAACUCUUAAGUUCCACGGUUGGGAACACAUUAGAAAUUUCCCCAUAGGAAUCAAUGGAAAUUAUUGACUCGUUAUGCAAAUACUCACCUAACGAAUAAUUUCCUGAGAAUGCAUUGUAUUCGGAUAGUGGGACCUGUGUAGACCUCUAGAAUGAUUAAUACAUUAUGUCUAAUUCGGUUGGCACACAUAUAAUACUAUUUUAUACAGUUAGGAGAGAAGCAAGAGUACAUUUUAAACAGUUCUAGUACUGUUGAUUAAUUUCCCUACAUUGAGUUCUACCAACUUAGAACCCAGAAUAAACCCAUUGAAAUUAAUGGACCUAAUCAUGCCCAUUAAUUUCUUUGGGUCUACUCUGGGAAUAACUAAUAAUUGGAUACAACCCAACAGUUCCUGUCAAAUUAAAUUUAGUUGUUAAAGACAGCUUGAUCCUGGGGAGAUUUUGGUGGGCUUAUUGAUUUCAUUUGGGCCUGGUGCAGCUAAUUUCUGUAUAGCAGUGGCUCCCUGUUGGUGGCCUGCAGACCCCAGGGGGUCCACGAAGCCCACCCAAGGGGUCCGUGGCACCAUUCACGUAACAAAAACUACCAUGGAAAUAUCAAAAAUUUCAAAAGUAGGAGGUCUGUGGCUUUGCUUUUGAAAAACAGGGGUUCUGCGGUACUUAGCUAAUUGUCAAUCCCUGCCGUAUCAGGCUGCAUGGUUGAUCUUAGCCGUGUUCUCUUCUGAAUAAAUAUGUACGCUAUUCAGCUACAUGUCUCUCUGGAACUGAAUGGAGCUUACCUCACAUUCAAACCACACACUUAAAAUGUUCUGAUGCCACUUUAAGCAGCCAUGGCUUCCCCCAAAGAAUGCUGGGAGCUGUAGUUCAUUAAGCGUCCUGAAAGUUGCUAGGUUGCCUCCCGUUCCCCUCCCCACUACACCAGUGUGGUGUAGUGGUUAAGAGCGGUAGUCUUGUAAUCUGGGGAACUGGGUUCGUGUCUCCGCUCCUCCACAUGCAGCUGCUGGGUGACCUUGGGCCAGUCACACUUCUCUGAAGUCUCUCAGCCCCACUCACCUCACAGAGUGUUUGUUGUGGGGGAGGAAGGGAAAGGAGAAUGUUAGCCGCUUUGAGACUCCUGAAGGGGAGUGAAAGGCGGGAUAUCAAAUCCAAAACUCUUCCUUUAGCAAUCAAACCCUCUUCAAGGGAUCUCUGGAAAUUGUAGCUCUGUGAGGGGAAUAGGGGGUUCCCUAACAACGUUUGACACCUGUAACACACAGCAGCUCCCAGAAUUCUUUGGGGGAACCCGCAACUGUUUAAAGCAGCAUUACAGUGCUUGAAAUGUGUUGUGCGAAUGCGGUCUGAGUAGACAUGAAUAGGAUUGGCCUGCACAUUCAAUGGGACGCAUAUGCUACGUAACCCUUAAUCCAUGGCAUUGAUUUUAGUAGAAUUUCCACUGCAAUCCUCUAAAUGUCAUUCAGAAGUAAAUCCCAUUGAGUUCAGUAUCCUAUACUCCCAGAUUUGCGGGGAAGCCUAGUAACUGGAUUUGGGCCAAUAUGUACUGUGGACUCAGUACAUAUAUUUUAAGGACAUACUGGUAAUCACUCCAGUGAUUUCUUUUGUUUGAAAUGCUGGCAUAAAUGAUAUGUUGUUUUUUUAGUUGCAAUUGGUUCUUGGAAGAGUUUCAACUACUGAUCUUCAGCUUUCCAAAGGUAAUUACAUUUAAUUGCUGCCUUCUAAACAUUCUUUCACCCUUCACUUUUAGGAGGGAAAAAUCCCAAGCACUAGUCUCUGAAUUUUUCGCUUUAGUUAUUUUAUUCUCUGCCAAAUAGUUGCUUUCUGGCAAGCAAAUCUUCCACAUGCCCUGCACCUGCUAAAACUACCCCUGUGCCCACCUCCUCUUGCCAAAGAGAUAAACAUAAUUGUUUCUGGUUGAGAAGAGGGCCCUUGUUCUUCACUCUGCCCUUGAGGCGAAGACAAAACGUUGUGAGGAAGCAUUGUUCUUUACUUCCAGCUUUGUCCCGAGGACAUACACCAGGAGGAAAGGGAACCUCUGAGAGAAUAGGCUUUUAAGAGAAAGGCUGGCAUUCUUGAUUCCUUCCCCAAGUCUGAGAAAGGCAGUGAAUCCUACUAGUUAGAGUGGGGGGGGGCACGUUUGGAAAUCUAAGAAACUGUUGCGGGUUUCACAAAAUGCCCAUUUCACAGAAGAAGAAUCAGCAAUCCUCAUAAUGAUAUCCCCUCCAGAAAAAAGGUAGAACACCCGCACACAUCUGCAAACAAAUAAAACACAAAAGCAGGCGACGCUCUGCAAAACGCAACAACUUCCAACAAACCAAAUCACAAGAAAAAAUAAAAUCAUUGAGAACUGGGAGCGGCUGGGAGCAGCAAGGGUGUUGCUCCAUGUUGGGAACUGCAGAGUUAGCCUGAUUCUCCUGUGUUUUGUCACUGGUUCCAGAACAGGGAACCGAGAGCCAACUGGGUUAGAGAGGGCAGCCCUCUGAGCCUGUCAAUGCCUCACUUUCUCUCAGAGAGGUAGAAAUUAGCUUUUCAAUAUGCUGGGUAAGGUAGGUGGGCAGCCCUUUCUAGAGGAAAACACCUCUCUUGUGAACAGCAGGAGAGCUAGAGCAGCUGAAACACGCCUUCACAGAUUCUUGAGCAAUCAAGCUGUUUUCAAGAUGUUGAUGCGAAAACCCUGAGAAGGAACAGAAUGGACGUCUGCUUCCUGUUCCCCAGGGAUGAGAGACAUCCCUCGAUUAAGAAUGUAGCAUAACUGAGUUAUCUCAUUCACCAGUUUGUGCCUCUUUCACUUGCUUGUAAUAAAGACUUAUGGGC